AUGGCGGUAAUUAUUGAUUCGUGUGCUACUGAACAUAUUGUUGGUCCGCCAACACACAUUUUAAUACCUGCACCCUCGUCUAUGCCAACAGGGCAAGACAGUUCCGACUAUGAAACUGCUAGUAGCACAAUUAGUACGACCAGCAUUGAGGGACGUGCUAAAGUAAUCAAGCAACGGACGUGCUGCGGAAUAACAUACGAACGUUUCAAGAAAGCGAUUAAAGUCAAGCGAAAGUUUAUUCCAGCAAAGAUUAGCUACUUUUUCUUCUACUCGGCGAGAUCGGUGCUGGCAACCUACUUUAUCGUGUUCCUAAUAAAAGCCGGAUUAGAUCCAGAGCAAGCAGGGAUAAUUCAAGGGAUUCGUAUGGCAGUGUUAACCUUGGGAGGUUUGUUUUGGGGUAUGCUGGCUGAUCUAUCGAAGAAAAAUACGCUGAUCAUGGCAAUAGAACUUAUUUGCUUUAGUGUAUUUAUGUUUGCGAAACCAUGGGUUGCAUAUUGGAUUACGAGCAAAGAAGAAACAAAUUCCGAACAUCGAAUGCACGUUGCUGAAGCCGUGGGCGAAAUCCUAAAAACAGCCAGCAAUAAGACAGAAGAGCUUCGAAAGAUCAUGGUCAACAACAGCAACGCAGAAAUAUCAGCAGAGUUUGGAUUGGACUGGAAGGCACAUCAUUACAACACUGGAACCACUCCCCUAUUUGUGUCAAUGCUUGGAUUAGGAGUAGCAUCAGCAUUUUUUGCUGGUGGAUGUCAAAUAUUAUUGGACAGUAAAAUCAUGCAGAUGGCGAUUUCAAAACAAAAGGAAAAGAAUACAUACGGAAGGCAAAGAUUAUGGGGAUCAGUUGCAUACUCAAUAACGCCGGUCAUAUUAGGGUUGUUUCUGGAAUCGCUACCACAAAAGGAAACAUCUUUGCUCCCACUUUUUUAUAUCCAUCUUGUGUUAAUCACACUCACAUUGCUAAGCUGCAUAGUUCUGUUCCAACAGAAAACAGACAUAGAGCUAACAGACAUGGACGUACAAUCUACAAUAACGAAUACAGCAGAACAAAGCUACAAUUCCAAUGAGAAGAUAAGUUCAUUCUUGUUGAAGACAAUGAAAAACCCCCACAUGUUAAUAUUUCUGUUUAACGUCUUCUGGAUGGGUAUGGGCAAUGGCUUUCAGUGGUCGUUUCAGUUUAUAUACAUACAAGAAAUGAACGCGACAAAAACUGUUAUGGGGGUAUGUGUGUUUUUACAGUGCGUAACAGAGGCUGUGAUAUUUCCAAUCGCAGGAAAAAUAAACAAAAAAAUCGGAGGAAACAAAGCAGCAAUAACUAUUGGCUUGCUUGGAUACGGUGUUACAUUUACAAUAUAUUACGUCAUAAAGUUACCCUCAUUAAUGGUGGCAGUGACAAGCAUUAUUGGCGUCACAUACACUUUAUUCUACACAGCAGCGCUAGACGAACUUUACAAAGCAAGUAAUCCGAACUGCAUCACAACCAUGCAAGCACUGUACAAUAGUAUUUUUUGCGGCUUUGGCAGUGGUCUCAGUGGUAUAAUUGGAGGGUUUAUUUACAAGAACUACGGAGGAAAAAUAAUGUACCUCUCCUCUGGUUUAUGCUUUCUCUUCAUGGGCGUGGUGAAUAUCGUAUACUCUUUUUUCUAUAAAACAUCACCACUAUCUGGAACUGGCAAUAGAUCAAAUGAGUUAAAAAGUUACAAGCAGUUUUUGGACAUUUACAUUCCUAGCGAGGAAAUUCCAACAGCAGAGAUGAGCAAUGUUCCAGUUCCCAUUUCAGUAGGGAGUGAUGAUGCAAUCUCCAUGGUGAUGGAUGACAACAAACGCCUUUAA
Messenger RNA from Hydractinia symbiolongicarpus, 1827 nucleotides. RefSeq names its product major facilitator superfamily domain-containing protein 6-A-like. The transcript has 2 exons. The record is from RefSeq and is a predicted model, not a curated record. Lineage: Eukaryota; Metazoa; Cnidaria; Hydrozoa; Anthoathecata; Hydractiniidae. Bases 1 to 1827 code for a protein of 608 amino acids. Gene Ontology annotation, cellular component: membrane.